Messenger RNA from Adelges cooleyi (spruce gall adelgid), 1022 nucleotides. RefSeq names its product otoancorin-like. The record is from RefSeq and is a predicted model, not a curated record. Gene Ontology annotation, biological process: cell-matrix adhesion. The coding region runs from base 18 to 1022 and encodes 334 amino acids. Lineage: Eukaryota; Metazoa; Arthropoda; Insecta; Hemiptera; Adelgidae. The transcript has 6 exons. Gene Ontology annotation, cellular component: cell surface.
GACGGUAAAAGAACAAAAUGCCUUUAUCCCGGUCGUCGUUUCUCGCUGUGCUUUUGUCCGGCAUGAUUGGAAACGUGCAGCUGAGGACUUGUGAAGAAUCUCUACUCAAACAAAACGGCAAAUUCUCCAAAGCCGACGUGAACGGUUUGAUAUCCGAAGACAACAUGCAGCAAAUAAAAAUGUGUCUGACCGUAUUAGGAAAAGACCGCUUGGAAAAAUCUACUGCCAACAUGUUGUGGAAAGACCUCGUUAAGGUACACAAAACCGUCGAGGACAUACCAGAAGAAGAACUUCAGCUUUUGGGGUGGAUAACGACCGGAAUACCGGAAAAUGAUUUCUUAAAUUUGUCAUUGACAGACAUUGAAACGAUUGCUGCGUUUGGCAAGUAUAGAAAUCUUUCCGAUAACCAGCUCAUUUACUUGAAACAAGCGGUCGAGUAUCAGUGGAGCUAUAAGGGACCGUCCGAUUUCAGUGGUUACGACUUGGCGGCCUUAGGUCAACUGUUGUGCGUUUAUAAUACCACACAAAUAGCCGAUAUCAAACCGCUGGCGUACAAAGCCGCCGCAGCAGCGGUGUCCAAUCUUAUGUACUGCCCGGAAGACAUAAUGAAAGAACUAGCGACCCUGGCUAGGAGCAAAGAUGCGUUUGGAGAUCCAUCGGAAUGGACAGCGGUUCAGGUGGCUCUGAUCGGAUGUGUCAUAGCCGGUCUGGACUCUGUCAGCAACAUCAACCCGGAAGCCUUCGAAGGACUGGCCGCUUCCAGCGUGCAAUGUUUGCCCGGUAAGACUCUACAGGCCAUGUCAAUCGAUCAACUGUCGCACUUGUCGCUAUCGUCGGUCCACGCUCUUUCGCCAAGUCAACGUUCAUCGUUAAGCGUCAGCCAACUGGAGGCCAUCCAAGGAACCGCGAAAAUGUUCGGAUCGGUUUUGAAAAGCUCCAAUCCUAGUAAUUCUGCUACACGGUGGCUAAUGCUGCUGUUGUCGACGACGGUCUACCCUUUGCGACGUUCAAACAUGUGUUGA